AUGUGCGGUUUACUGAAGGAAUGCCUCCUGCAACGUUACUUCAGUAAGGAGCUUAGAUGCAGUAUUGAGGGAUCAGAAUCAGAAGUAAUACUGACUUGCCGAAGACUUCUGGAUGAAAGGCAAAGUUUAAAUGUCAUGCGUUUUCUUCAAGCAGUUAAUGCAAGGCGCGACCUCAGUGAGGGACUAAAGAACUUGCAAUGCAAGACACUUAUAUUUGCAGGAGAGAGUAGUCCAUUCCAUGCCGAGUCUAUUCACAUGAGUACAAAAAUGGACAGCAAAAUCUGUGCACUUGUUGAGGUUGAGGCUUGUGGCUCACUAGUAACAGAAGAACACCCAAACUCCAUGAUAGUACCAAUUGAGUGUUUCUUAAUGGGUUUUGGCUUCCACAGACAACCACAUUUUGCUUCCUCAUCAAGCAACGGUUCAAGUCCAGCAAGCCCCUCUAAUCAUUCAAUCAUGUCACCAGAACUCCUCUCUCAAGAAAGUUUAGGAAUUAAGCUAAAGCCUAUCAGAACCCGUGUUCAUGUUGAAACCUGA
Messenger RNA from Vicia faba (fava bean), 537 nucleotides. The record is from the annotation of a GenBank genome assembly. Lineage: Eukaryota; Viridiplantae; Streptophyta; Magnoliopsida; Fabales; Fabaceae.